This is a messenger RNA of Oryza brachyantha (malo sina), 2990 nucleotides long. RefSeq names its product chloride channel protein CLC-c-like. Gene Ontology annotation, molecular function: voltage-gated chloride channel activity. The record is from RefSeq and is a predicted model, not a curated record. NCBI's taxonomy places the organism in Eukaryota, Viridiplantae, Streptophyta, Magnoliopsida, Poales, Poaceae. Gene Ontology annotation, biological process: transmembrane transport; chloride transport. The transcript is spliced from 8 exons. Bases 246 to 2660 code for a protein of 804 amino acids. Gene Ontology annotation, cellular component: intracellular membrane-bounded organelle; plant-type vacuole membrane.
AGGCUAACAAAAUUUUCAGAGUUGAGAGGGAGAGAUAAGAGUUUCAGAGAGACAGCAGAAGGGGAAGGAUCAGCUCUUCCUGAUCUGAAUCUCGGCAAGUUCAUUAGAGGCCUGAUAAUGAGCUCGAUCACGGCUCAGAUUUUCUAGUCUUGGAUUCUUUCUACCUGUACAUUGCAGAGAAGAGAAGCGAAGCAAAGCAAAGCAAGCGAGGGCGGAAGGGCUCUGACCGAGACGCCGGCGGCGGAAUGGACGGCCACCACUCGCCGCGCCGUCCGCCGGAGCGGGAGGGGAGCCACAACUACGACAUCGAGAGCACGGACGGCGGAGGGGGCCCGUGGCGGCAGAACGUCUCGUCGUCGGAGGCGCUGCUCCGCUACAGCAACAACGGCGGCGGCGGCGGGAGCGCGCGCGAGCCGCUGCUGCGGAAGCGCACCAUGAACACCACCUCCCAGAUCGCCAUCGUCGGCGCCAAUGUCUGCCCCAUCGAGAGCCUCGACUACGAAGUUGUUGAAAAUGACCUUUUCAAGCAAGAUUGGAGAUCAAGAAAGAAGACACAGAUAUUUCAGUACGUUAUUCUGAAGUGGACCCUGGUGCUUCUUAUAGGCCUGUUGACCGGACUUGUUGGUUUCUUGAACAAUCUUGCAGUUGAAAACAUUGCUGGAUUCAAAUUGUUGCUCACGGGUAAUCUUAUGCUAAAGGAAAGGUAUUUGACCGCGUUUUUUGUUUAUGGAGGUUGUAAUUUAAUCUUAGCAGCUUCGGCGGCAGCAAUAUGCGCUUACAUUGCUCCUGCUGCUGCUGGGUCUGGUAUUCCUGAAGUUAAAGCAUAUCUUAAUGGAGUUGAUGCACACUCAAUUUUGGCUCCCAGUACACUCUUUGUGAAGAUAUUUGGUUCAAUACUUGGAGUUUCAGCUGGAUUUGUACUUGGAAAAGAAGGUCCUAUGGUACAUACUGGGGCAUGUAUUGCCAACCUGCUUGGUCAGGGAGGGUCCCGCAAGUACCGUCUUACAUGUAAUUGGCUAAGAUAUUUUAAGAAUGAUAGGGAUAGGCGAGAUCUAAUUACAUGUGGAUCUGCUGCCGGAGUGGCGGCUGCCUUUCGUGCUCCUGUUGGUGGUGUGCUAUUUGCACUUGAGGAAGCAGCAUCAUGGUGGCGAAGUGCUCUUUUGUGGAGGGCGUUCUUUACAACAGCUGUUGUUGCUGUCGUGUUGAGAUCACUGAUUGAAUUCUGUCGUAGUGGAAAAUGUGGUCUCUUUGGGAAAGGUGGAUUAAUUAUGUUUGAUCUCAGUUCAACUGUUGCAACCUAUAGCACUCCAGAUCUAAUAGCAAUAAUUAUCCUUGGGAUAAUUGGUGGCAUCUUUGGAGGCCUUUUUAAUUUUCUCUUGGACAAGCUUCUCCGUGUUUACAGUAUCAUAAAUGAGAGAGGUGCUCCAUUCAAGAUCCUUCUCACUAUAGCAAUAUCAAUCAUCACAUCAAUGUGCUCCUAUGGUCUCCCUUGGCUUGCUGCAUGCACUCCAUGCCCUGUGGAUGCUGCUGAGCAAUGCCCCACCAUUGGUCGAUCUGGCAACUUUAAGAACUUUCAGUGUCCACCAGGGCAUUACAAUGAUCUUGCAUCACUCUUUUUCAACACAAAUGAUGAUGCCAUCCGCAAUCUAUUCAGUAAUGGAACUGAGUCUGAGUUCCACAUGUCUACCCUCUUCAUCUUUUUCACUGCUGUGUACUGCCUUGGGAUUGUGACUUACGGCAUUGCCGUCCCAUCUGGUCUCUUUAUCCCUGUUAUUCUUGCUGGAGCAACAUAUGGUCGCAUUGUGGGGACACUUCUUGGACCCAUAUCCAACCUUGAUCCUGGUCUUUUUGCUCUUCUUGGUUCAGCAUCCUUUCUUGGUGGAACAAUGAGGAUGACUGUGUCAGUAUGUGUUAUCCUUCUAGAGCUCACCAAUGACCUGCCCAUGCUCCCUCUGGUAAUGCUUGUCCUUCUCAUAUCAAAGACUAUAGCGGAUAUUUUUAAUAAAGGUGUUUAUGAUCAGAUAGUGGUAAUGAAAGGCUUGCCAUACAUGGAGGCUCAUGCUGAACCAUACAUGAGACACUUGGUUGCUGGUGAUGUUGUGUCUGGCCCACUAAUUACAUUUUCAGGUGUUGAGAAGGUUGCAAACAUUGUUCAUGCACUGAAGAUCACAGGCCACAAUGGAUUUCCAGUGGUUGAUGAACCACCUCUAACAGAAGCACCUGAAUUGGUGGGACUUGUGACCAGGUCUCAUCUGUUGGUUCUGUUGAAAAGCAAGAUGUUCAUGAAAGACCAGGUGAAAACUAGUGGUAGCUUUGUCCUUCAAAGAUUCGGUGCCUUUGACUUUGCCAAGCCUGGGUCAGGGAAAGGUUUGACAAUUCAGGACCUGGACUUCACUGAUGAGGAGAUGGAAAUGUAUGUUGAUCUCCAUCCAGUUACAAACACUUCACCUUAUACGGUGGUUGAGACAAUGUCACUUGCAAAAGCUGCAAUCCUAUUCCGUGCACUCGGAUUGAGGCACCUUUUGGUUGUGCCAAAGACACCAGAUAGGCCUCCCAUUGUCGGAAUUCUGACAAGGCAUGAUUUUGUGGAGGAGCAUAUCCAUGGGCUGUUCCCAAAUCUCAAUCCUCACAAGUUCCACUCAACGUCGAUGGGAGGCUGAUUGCGAAGCGUUUCGCCACCGCUCAUUCAUGUAAAAAGAGUAUAGGAAGUGUUCAUGGUAUGUAAUUUACAAAAUCUUGCCUGGAAUGUGUUGGCAGAGAGCUCAUUAUCUGUACAUCAAUUGGGUGGAUUUUUGUAGCAUAUCAUCUCUUACAGCGUAUUUGGUUCAGUUGCAUGUUUUGAGUCUGACUGGAAACGCUCUGUAAAUGUAGAGCAAACAUUCAGAACACCAAAUUUUGGAAAGCAUGUAUUAUUAUUAUUAUUUCUGUAAACUUGUACUGAAGCAUAUUUGACAGUUUAUAUGUUUAACUCAUAUUUUUAGUGAAAUCAA